UUUAUCCCUCCACCAGCAUUUACGAGGCAGCACGAGUCCCAGCCGAGAAACAGAGAGAUUCCAGCUCCGCUGGCACGUGGAGGAAGACGAGAAACAGAAAAGGACAGCGAAGGAGAGGAAGAUGCAUUCCGGUGAACGAGUACACAGGACAAUGGGACAGAGCCGAGGUCUGGAAAACCCAAAACAAGAGCUGGAUCGUCCCACAGAAGUACAGUAAGUGUGCUGUCCGAAACCCAAAACACCUUGGAGGAAUUGCCCCUUCAUUUCCAGAAGUUCAAAUCUAAGAGAAAAAGUUUACCAGGCUGAUUGGAUGCUGGGGACGCAUGGGUAAUUCACACCCUUUUAGCUUUGCAUAUCUACAACUUUAAAACAAGAAGUUUUUUGGUUUAUUUGUUCUGUUUAUUAUAAGUCAUGAGUUUCGUUUCCGUGUUCUUCUGGUUCAAGCGAUUCACCCACAGCACACUAAUCACGGAUGAUAUUGUGCAGUUGCGUGUGAUGUGAGUGUUUGAGAUGAGGGAGUGAUUUAAAAUCACUGCCAGACACCCUCUCAUGGAGCUCAGCAUCGAUCGGGACGCCCGGCUGUCCGUUCCGGGUCAGACUACAAGCGUCUCCGCCUCGUUGCCUUUGCUUAAACAGACUCACGCGGGCGGCUUUAAGAAAGUGUGUCGGAUUGAAGAGGAAAGCACGUGUCCGUUCCCCGGCCUGCCGGCAGGUGUGCUGGAAAUGAGGGUGAAGGAGGGCAGCAAAAUUCGCAAUCUCAUGGGUUUCGCCAUGGCGCGCAUGCAGGACGAAGCCCGGGACGCCAGUCAAACCGGACUGAGACAAGUAGUGUUCACCGGGUCCGGACGAGCCGUGACCAAAACCAUCACGUGCGCUGAGAUCAUGAAAAGAAAGCUCGGCGGUCUCCAUCAGAUGACCAAGCUGCAGUACAAGGGUCUGCGAGAGGUCUGGGAGAGCCAAGAAGAAGGCGAUUCGGAGGUGACCGUCCACCGGACGCUUCCCUCCAUCAGCAUCCUGCUCUCCAAAGACCCGCUGGACCCGCUGGAACCGGGCUACCAGCCUCCGGAGAACAGCUUGUGGGAGGAGAGGAGCGGAGGAGGCGCUCCGCAGACGGCUGAGACUGAGACUCUGACGGAGCCACAGGCGAAGAGAGUCUGUCUCUGAGGAUUAUGCGUGUGUUAAAGUCGACCGUUUCCACUGAAACCUCUGAAACCCUCUCAGAACCAGCCUUGAAAGCUGAAAUGUGACUAUGCUAGCCCACAAAUGCACAUCACAGUCUUGAUUUUGAGCAUGCAACAUCACUAAUUUAAUUUGUAGAUCUAAUCAGACAUGAGUCUCCUGGAAAUGCAUGAACUGAUGAAAACAACUGGAACGCAGCUGUAUAAAUGCAUAAAUGUAAUUUAAAUAUUACUUAU
Molecule: messenger RNA, 1415 nt
Organism: Cyprinus carpio (common carp)
Lineage: Eukaryota; Metazoa; Chordata; Actinopteri; Cypriniformes; Cyprinidae
Product: ribonuclease P protein subunit p25-like protein
Exons: 1
Coding region: 550-1164 (204 amino acids)
Biological process (GO): tRNA 5'-leader removal
Cellular component (GO): ribonuclease MRP complex
Molecular function (GO): RNA binding
Source: RefSeq, a predicted model, not a curated record